Messenger RNA from Staurois parvus, 923 nucleotides. The record is from the annotation of a GenBank genome assembly. NCBI's taxonomy places the organism in Eukaryota, Metazoa, Chordata, Amphibia, Anura, Ranidae.
AUCUGGCACGUGGGUUGUUAUGGGGCUGACACUGCAGUGGCGGGGUUGGUAGAGGGAUUGGUGCUCUGGUGUCGGGGUGUCGCACAGAGAGGACCCCGGAGGAGGAGGAGGAUGGAGAAGAGGAGGAUCACCGAGGAGGAACUCAACAACUUCCUCCACAACACGGGGGACGCCCGGCACCGUCGUGUGGCCCGUAUGGUGGAGGAGGUGCAGAGCGUCAUGCUGGAGCUGACGGUGCAGAUCAGUUCCUGGGAUUCCCGAUUUCAGAGCAUCUCCAACUCCGGCAUCCACAGCGACCACCUAAAGGAACAGCCGGACUUACUGGCCCACUGGAUGGCGCUGCUGAGGGGGCGCCGCUCACUGCACCCCUGUAUACAGGUCAUGGCCCCCUCACAGCUCCUGGUCACAGUUCCCCUUCGAGGUCUCAGUGGUUUCCGCCAUAGACGUUCUCGCCGUUGGCGGCGGUAUUACACCCCGAGUGGCGUUCGCCUCCUCACCCCCGGUCAUGGAGCCGGAGAAGCUCCACCAAUGGCUGGAAGUGGAGCAGUUCCAGAAGAGCACCCCCCAGUGGCAUGAAGGUGAUGUUAACAUUCAGGGGGAUUUGGUGCCGGCCAGAGUGGUGAAACGUCUUCCAUGGGCUCCUCCACCGAGCUAUUCCUGCCUGUCACCUGUCUGACAAGGUGAGUGUGAUGGAGUCCAUUGGCCCAAUCAUCAGAGUCAAUGUGGAGACUUCCAUUCAGACGGUAGACGUGGAGUUGGUUCCUGUGGUGGGAAAUUCCUAGCAGUUGGCCCAGGUCCGGCCGCUGGCCAAGGUUCUUCAAGCGAUGGCCUUCCAAGACAAGGCGCGAUGUGUUAAGUCCUUUGGCUUUGACCUCAUCGCUCGGACUAAUUACCACUGGCAGUUGUCCUUCCUUCGUGCUGAG